This is a messenger RNA of Bufo gargarizans (Asiatic toad), 2938 nucleotides long. RefSeq names its product class I histocompatibility antigen, F10 alpha chain-like. Gene Ontology annotation, cellular component: external side of plasma membrane. Bases 102 to 1115 code for a protein of 337 amino acids. The transcript has 8 exons. The record is from RefSeq and is a predicted model, not a curated record. Gene Ontology annotation, biological process: immune response. NCBI's taxonomy places the organism in Eukaryota, Metazoa, Chordata, Amphibia, Anura, Bufonidae.
CCUCCAGUGCACAGAGUGACUGGGAUCCUCUAUUACAGCUGCGCUCGUCUGGGGGACACUUAGGUUCUUGUCACUCGGGGCCCCCAAUAUAUCAGAGGAGGAUGAGGAAGAUGUUCCCCCUCGUUGUGCUUCUCCUCCAUGUGUCUGCGGUGUGUUCUGACAGUCACUCUCUGCGCUAUUAUAUGACGGGGGUCUCAGCUCCGGGGUCCGGGCUGCCGGAAUAUUCUGAAGUCGGAUACGUGGAUGAUCGGGAGAUUGUGAAUUAUAACUCAGAGAGCGGAAGAAUGAAACCGAAGGUGAAGUGGAUGGAAAAAGUGGAUCCAGGAUACUGGGAGGGACAGACACAGAACGCUAAAGGAGCUGAGGCUUCAUUCAGAUAUAAUGUGAGGACAGCGAUGAGCCGCUUCAACCAGACCGGAGGUUUCCAUAUUGUCCAGGUGAUGCAGGGCUGUGAGCGGAGAGAUGACGGCAGCGUCACAGGAUACAAUCAGCACGGAUAUGAUGGAGGAGAGUUCAUGUCCCUGGACACACAGACGUGGACAUAUAUCCCCACCAUGGCCCAGGCUCAGGUCUCCGCACAGAGAUGGAACAGUCGGGAGGUACAAGAGGGGGAGAGACGGAAGAAUUAUCUGGAGACUGAAUGUAUAGACUGGCUGCAGAAACAUGUGGAGAACGGGAGAGAAGAUCUGGAGAGGAGAGUUCAGCCGCAGGUGAAGGUCUCCGGUCAGAAGAAAGGUGACACCAUGAUGCUUCACUGCCAGGUGUACGGAUUUCACCCCCGAGCUGUGCACGUGAAGUGGAUGAAGAACGGGGACGACGUUCCCGACUAUGAGACCACACACACCCUCCCCAAUCCUGACGGCACCUAUCAGAUCAGGGUCAGUGCGGAAGUGAUCCCCAAAGAGGGCGAGAGUUACUCCUGUUAUGUGGAUCACAGCAGCCUGGGCGAGCCGCUGACCGUUGUGUGGGAACCAAGUAAUCCGAGUGUCUGGGUCACCCCUGUGGUCGUGGCUGUGGUGGUCAUCAUUCUUCUUGCUGCUGCCAUUGGUGGAUUUGUCCUAUACAGAAGAAAGAAAGCCGACUACACGGCGACCAGCACUUCAGACACUUCAUGAUCUGACGCGUCCGCUAAUGCCGCUAAAGCCUAAUGAUCCAGACGGGCGGCCAUGAGCUUUCCUGGGAAAAGGGAUAUGCAGAUUAGAUUGACAACUCUUUAAUAAGAACUGUGCGCUGUUAACCUAAAGCCCCCCAUUAACAGGGUCUUGUCUAGGGGAGUUGUUCUAAAAGAUACUGACUUAGACCGUACACACGAGCGAGUUGAAUGCAAUAAACUUGCAGCAUGUGUCAUAACGCUGUCAGUGGAAUGUAACAGAUUUCAGACCCCAUACAAGAGCGCCCCCCACUGUCAGCUCUGCACUGAUUAGUCACCUCACAUUCACAGUACAGUGACACAUCGCUGUUUGCUUCAUAUGAUCCCCGCGUGAAGAGGAUGAGUGGGGGUCGGGUACUUAGUGAUGCCGGUAGACUGGAUCCAUCCACUGUGUAAGAAUGAUUUUGUAAAAAUAUUUUUGGGGGAUCAGAAAGUGAAUUUGAUGCCAGUGAGCGAUUAGGUUGCGAUCAUAGUGAUUAGAUAUUGACAGCAAGUACGUGGGAAUGUUACUGAAUUUUUGUACUGAGAUAUGUCCACUGAUUAGUUGUACUCAGUCAUACACCAGGAUUGUGUGUCUCCUAUGGAGGAACAAGCUCAGGUUGUGCAGGAGAUGAGCAGUUUGGUGAUAGAACGUGAGCCAUGUGCAAGAGUGGAGACAAGCUUCUAUGAACACAAGUGGUGACUACCGGGCAACUUCACAUUGUUAAUCCUGUAGUUGUCACAUCCACAGUGUUUCAUCGUCAUCUCAUAGAUGGAUGCAGAGAAAUCGCCCAAGUAGCUGCAGUGUUAGGCUAAUUUCACACUGCCAGCAUGGUUCCGGCAGAGACCAGCCUUCCAGAGCUCUCUGGAUCAUUACUGGGUGUUAGCAGAAGGCCCACCGGCCCCAUUGACCAUAAUGGGGUCCAGUGGAGAUCCAGCUGCUACCUGUCAAACAUGUUGGGAUUCGGCCAGACAAAUACCACUGAACGCAGCGUUAUUUGUCAGUUUGAAUCCCGGCACAUUUGCAGGGUAGUGGCUGGAUCUCUGUCAGACAUUCUGGUAACACCCGGCAGUGCUGGAUCCAGAGAGCUCCGUCAGGCUGGUCCUUGCUGGCAGUGUGAAACUAGCCUUAGAAAAUGGUUGUCAGAUAGAAGCAGCAAUUGUGACUAAUGGAAGUCAAGGGCUUAUAUCCCAUGUUAUUCCGGUAUAUGGAUAAAUGCAGUCAGCAGGUACCAGACACAUUGUGAAUGUCCAUGUUGUGAAGCUCUUGGGCUCUAAGCUGGAUGUAAUGCAGUCAGCACUAAGAAAGAUGACAUCGCACCGCUACAUAGUAUUCCAGUCAUGAGAGGAAAGAGGCUAAAUCAUGAAGAAACGUAUCAUCCUCUCAUCUUCUGCCGCUAGAGAGAAUAAUUAUCGCUGUGUAAAUAAACUGGAUGAGAAUGUAAAGGUUCCUUUACACCGGCCAGGAGGUAAGAGCCUGCUCGUUAGUGAAGGCGACCGCUGCAUUUACAUACAGCGGUCUCCACAGUAUGGGGAGAAGCAAUCACUAACGCCAUCACUCGUCCGCAUACAGACUCUCUAGCCAGCAGCAGAGGCGGUUUACACAGCGCGAUCUGCUGCCGGCAAACAAUGAUAUAGGUGUCUGCACAAACGAUCCAAUUACCCGAUGAACGAUCAUUUUCCUGUGAACGCUCAUUAGCGAUUAUCUGGCGCUUAAAGAGUCUCUGGUGGGGGGGGGGAUAAAUCUUACAGUAUUUCCUGAUUACUGAUGUGAUGAUGAUUUAUCAAUAAAGUCCAUUUACACCAACA